ACAGAAGAAGAAGAAGACAUUUGUGCACACUGUGGACAAGAUGGCUGCCUCUAUGUGGCGGAUCAGCGGGGCGAUGAAUCGAGCUCUUGUUAAAGCUGGCUAUCCUCUUCUGCUGUCUUUGAGCCGAGGACAGGCCUCUGUAUCAUAUGCUCAGAGCCUGCUCGGAGUUUCAGAAACUCGGCUCACUACCUUGAGCAAUGGCUUGAGGAUUGCCUCUGAAGAGACCGACCAGGCCACAUGCACGGUCGGUCUUUGGAUUGGUUGUGGGAGCAGAUAUGAAUCUGAGAAGAAUAACGGUGCUGGAUUUUUCCUGGAGCAUAUGGCAUUUAAAGGCACAAAGAAGCACCCGCAGUCUGCGCUUGAACAGGCAGUGGAGUCUAUGGGAGCUCACCUGAGUGCAUACACCUCUCGGGAACACACUGCUUACUACAUGAAGACUCUUGCCAAGGACUUGCCUAAAGCGGUGGAGCUGUUGGCAGAAGUAGUGCAGAGCUCAUCUUUGAGUGAGGCAGAGAUGGAGCAGCAGAGGAGUGUGGUGCUAAGAGAGCUGGAAGAGGUGGAAGGUAGCUUGCAGGAUGUUUGCCUGGAUCUGCUUCAUGCUACUGCUUUCCAGGGUACUCCUCUGGGCCAUAGUGUUCUUGGUCCCUCUGUCAAUGCCAGGACACUAACUCGUAAUGAUUUGGUGGAAUACAUCAAUAGCCAUUAUAAAGCUCCUCGCAUGGUCCUGGCUACAGCUGGAGGAGUGAACCAUGAUGACCUUGUGGCUCUGGCUAAGCAGCAUUUCAGUGGUGUUUCAUUUGAAUAUGAGGGUGAUGCUGCACCUGUUCUGUCCCCAUGCCGUUUCACUGGGAGUGAGAUUCGUAUGCGUGAUGAUGCGAUGCCCUUAGCACAUGUUGCUAUAGCUGUAGAGGGAGCUGGAGCUGCAAGUCCUGAUAUUGUGCCACUCAUGGUUGCCAAUUCCAUUAUUGGUAGUUAUGACAUCACAUUCGGAGGUGGCAAGCACUUAAGCAGUCGUCUAGCUCGCCUGGCUGCAGAGCUGAACCUGUGUCACAGUUUCCAGGCUUUCCACUCCUCAUACAGUGACACUGGACUGCUGGGUAUUUAUUUUGUUACGGACAAACAUAAAAUAGAGGACAUGAUGCAUUGGGCUCAGAAUGCCUGGAUGAAUUUGUGCACCACAGUGACUGAGAGCGAUGUGGCUCGAGCCAAAAAUGCUUUGAAAGCUAGCUUAGUGGGACAACUCAAUGGAACUACACCUGUUUGUGAUGACAUUGGCAGGCACAUUCUAAAUUAUGGUCGCCGCAUCCCAUUGGCUGAGUGGGAUGCCAGAAUUGAGGCUGUGACUCCCAAGAUUAUCCGUGAUGUCUGCUCUAAAUACAUCUAUGACAAAUGCCCAGCUGUGUCUGCAGUCGGUCCAGUAGAGCAGCUACCAGAUUAUAACAGAAUGAGAAGUGCUAUGUACUGGCUUCGAUUUUAAAUGUUCUUUGGGCUGUCAGCUCUGCAAUUUUUGUCCUCUCGUCUUAUUCAUACCCUUAUCUUGUAUGAAUUUGAUGGGUGACAUAUUUGUCAUCUCUUAUAAAAGCUCAGAUGAAGAGGAAUAAUGUGGUAAAUAUACAUUUGGAAUGUCCGACAUGGGGCAGAGCUAUUUAUGUGGUUUUAUUUCAGUCCCUUUUUGUAUAUAUAUAUAGCAAUACCUCUCAUACCAACUUCAAAUAAAACCCUGUCACAUCUAG
This is a messenger RNA of Pimephales promelas (fathead minnow), 1733 nucleotides long. The record is from RefSeq and is a predicted model, not a curated record. Lineage: Eukaryota; Metazoa; Chordata; Actinopteri; Cypriniformes; Leuciscidae.